CUCUUAUGUAAAAGAAACAAGAAGAUAAUAAUUGUAGUGACCACUUAACAUGGCGACUAUCCCUUUGUUAGUGUUACCAAUUUCUCUCCUCCACCGUCAACCUUCUUCUCCUCCAACUCUAACAACUCACUCUCACAUCCACAAUUUCCCUAACCCCAUUUUCACAAACUCCUCAAUCAACAAACCAUCCCCACUGCACGGUAUCAAUCCCAGUGACUCAAGACGAGACAAUCCUCUCUUCUUGGACGAAAACAAUGCGGUGGUCGAUGACAUGGACGGUUACCUCAAUAACCUUUCACUCGAAUACGAAUCUGUUUGGGACACCAAACCAGCUUGGUGUCAGCCAUGGACAAUAGCGCUAACAGGGGUUUCAAUUGUUGCUAUUAGCUGGUUGAUUUUUCAAUCUGUUGUUGUUACUUCAGCCAUAUCAUUGCUCAUUUUCGCUUGGUGGUACAUUUUUCUUUAUUCUUAUCCUAAGGCAUAUUCAGCUAUGAUAGCCGAGCGCAGAGAAAGGAUUACAGAUGGUGUUGAGGACACGUAUGGUCGUAGGAAGUAGCAAAAUUCAAGUCCAAAAUUCAGACGUGUUGACCGUGCAGAGAUGGCGUAGUUUGGCAACCACCACAAAAUUUAGAUCCAUAUAUAUUUUUUUUACAUUGUCUUCACAUACUUGAUACUUUGGUUAGAACUUUGAGCAUUGUCCAUUGGAUUUGAAUUUGUGAAAAUGAGUAAUUUUCUGUAAA
This is a messenger RNA of Vicia villosa (hairy vetch), 740 nucleotides long. RefSeq lists its product as uncharacterized. The record is from RefSeq and is a predicted model, not a curated record. The transcript has 3 exons. NCBI's taxonomy places the organism in Eukaryota, Viridiplantae, Streptophyta, Magnoliopsida, Fabales, Fabaceae. Bases 50 to 556 code for a protein of 168 amino acids. Gene Ontology annotation, cellular component: chloroplast.